CGUACCUGCAGCUUUUAUGAUGAGUUGUCGCGCUGGUCUGAAACAGUUUAGAAGUUUGCGCUUUCACUUCUCUGUACUGUCGCAGCAAUCGCUGGACGUUUGUGGUCAGUCUCUGUCUAACAGUGCGAGAAGACGACAGUCAUGAUCCAUCCCCGCACGCUCAGAAUAGAUUACGGCAAAACUACGACGGUAUUAUACGUAGUUGGCUCGGAGCUAAACGUCAACCUGAACAGGAGUGCCCCUCCCACCUCCAAGUUCUUCUCCGUGAAAGGCACUGCCAAUGUUCAGUACAGCAUCAGCCCCACUCCUCGGGACACAUCCCACCUCUCUCCCAUCCCUCUCACUGAAAACUCAGUCCUGCUCAUCAGCAGGGACCAUGCCAGUCAACAUGAAAAUGAUAGCAAGCUGUCAGUCCAGUACUAUGGGGCGAAUAAAGAGGUCUUAGGGAGAGCAGUUGUGCAUCUGACAGCUGUUGAGCUCUCACUGGAUGUCGAUGCUGAUAGAGAUGGCAUCGUGGAGAAAAACAACCCUAAAAAGGGUUCUUGGAAAUGGGGUCCUAAUGGGCAUGGGGCCAUCCUUUUGGUCAACUGUGACUCAGAAAAGACCUACAAGAAGACAACAGACAGCGAGGACAAAAGCAUUUAUAAAGUGUCUGAUCUAAAGGACAUGUCUGUCAUGGUGCUGCGGACCAAAGGCCCGGGUAAACUCCCAGAGGGCUACAAACUCACCAUGCACAUCUCUCAGGGAGAUGCAGAGAGUGUUCGAGUCUUCAGAAACCGAUCCACCGAAGUGUCAAAUAGUGGCCUAUCGCAGAAACUUUACAAUCUCUUUGUGAAAGACUAUCCACUGGUGCUGAGCAGUGAUGUGCUGUCCAAGGAAGUGCCUUACCUUGGAGGCGUGGCAGAGAUGAACUUUUAUGUGGAGGGCCUGAGGUUUCCUGACAAAGACUUCAAUGGACUCGUCACCAUCAACCUUAGUCUAUUAGAACCAAUCUCGGAUGGUCUCCCUGAGACGCCGAUUUUUACUGACAAAGUUGUGUUUAAAGUGGCACCAUGGAUCAUGACACCCAACACGCUUCGACCUGUAGAGGUGUUUGUCUGCAGCACAUCUGAUAACUACCAGUUCCUGAAAGGAAUGAGGAACCUUGUUGCGAAGAGUGGGUACAAGCUGAACAUUUGUCAUGAAUAUGUAAACAGAGGUGACCGCUGGAUGCAGGAUGAACUGGAAUUUGGUUACAUCGAUUCACCUCAUCAUCGUUUUCCUGUUGUUCUGGAUUCCCCGAGAGAUGGCGAGCUAGCAAACUUUCCAUAUGAUGAGCUGCUUGGUCCCGACUUUGGCUAUGUGACAAGGGUGGCCCUAGAUGAACAUGUGAGCAGUUUAGAUUCGUUUGGCAAUCUGGAGGUCAGUCCUCCUGUCACAGUAAAUGGAAAAAAAUACCCCCUGGGAAGAAUCAUCAUUGGGGUUGCCUUCCCUACGGCAACUAAAGGACGAAAUAUGACCAAAGUAGUUCAAGACUUUUUGUGGGCUCAGAAGGUUCAGGAGCCCAUUGCCUUGUUCUCUGACUGGCUCCUUGUUGGCCACGUGGAUGAAUUCAUGACUUUCGUUCCUGCACCUAACAGAAAGGGCUUCCGACUGCUGUUGGCCAGCCCAGACGCAGGUUACAAACUAUUCAGAGGCCUACAGAGCAGUGGACACGGACAAGCCACGUUGUUUGAUGGGUUGACAAAUGCAGAACAAAUAACACUGGAUGAAAUCCUUAAGGAUGAAAAACUCCAAGCUGAAAAUAACUAUGUACAGAGCUGCAUCGACUGGAACCGGGAUGUGUUGAAGAGGGAACUAGGCCUAGACGAUGAAGACAUCAUUGAUCUGCCAAUCCUCUUCAAACUAGUGGAGGAUGAAAAGGAGUAUAGAGCAGUAGCUUACUACCCCGACAUGGUGAACAUGAUUGUUUUGGGGAAAAACCUUGGUAUCCCAAAGCCCUUUGGCCCCAAAGUGAAGGGACGAUGUGCACUCGAGGCUGAGAUGUGCUCUCUAAUGGAAGGCCUGGGCCUCAACUGCACGUUCAUUGACGACUAUUCAUCCUACCACCAGCUGUUGGGAGAGGUCCACUGUGGGUCCAAUGUCCGCAGGGAGCCCUUUGAGUUCAAGUGGUGGAACCUGGAGAUGUAAAUAAUAUAGAUAUGACAUAGAAAGAGUUCAGCCCUAGUUGAUUUGGUGACGCCCAUCAUGAAAAUCAUUGUAUUGCCAUAGCAAACACUUCAUUGUCAUCAUUUUGUAAUGAAUACUAAAGAUCAGCAAAUGUUGCUUUACAAAAUAAGAAAUUAGAAAGGUGGUUGGUGAUAAAUGCAACUGUUUUCUAAUGUCAUGCAGAGAAUGAUGAAAACAGCUGUGGGAACAGACUACAUUGCAUUAACAGUAUCUUAAUGUAGCUCUGACACACUGUAAACAGGGUAAGUAAGGCAUGCAUGCUAUGUUUCAUGUGCCUCGAAAUGGAAUCAGUUAACAGUGAUGCAAUGGUGGACUAACUAAACGAUGAUACUAACAAAUCUACAUAUAUACAAAGAUGUACUUACAGAAUGUUAAAACACAUGUAUUUGGUAUCCAGUCUGGGAAUGGAUUUCAUAAAAAUUUGGGGGAUUUAACUUUAAAAGGAGCAGAUGGUGGUGGUUGGGUUGGUGUAUUAGAUAACUUGGAAAACAGCUUCCUUAAAGCCUUACAGAGAAUCAUCUCUGCCUUCAUGAAUGAGGAAUGCCUUUCAGUUUCUUAUCAAUCAUUUUAUAUUGAAUGUGCUUCAUUCUCACACAGAAAUACUUAAAUGGCAAACAUGAUUUUUUUUUUUGUUGCAGAAAUGAAACUUUAUUCACUUUAUGCA
Pundamilia nyererei is the source of this 2872-nucleotide messenger RNA. RefSeq names its product peptidyl arginine deiminase, type II (gene padi2). Lineage: Eukaryota; Metazoa; Chordata; Actinopteri; Cichliformes; Cichlidae. The transcript is spliced from 16 exons. The record is from RefSeq and is a predicted model, not a curated record. The coding region runs from base 142 to 2169 and encodes 675 amino acids. Gene Ontology annotation, molecular function: calcium ion binding; protein-arginine deiminase activity. Gene Ontology annotation, cellular component: cytoplasm; nucleus.